GGCGCCGGUCGACUCUACCGGGGUAGACCAGGAGCCAGGGCGCUCAGGCGCCCCGGAAGGUCGGUUGCACAUCGUGUGCAAGCGGUUCCGAUGUCGUACGGGGACCCUAAGGGCCGAUUAACGAGUCUAGGUGUGACUGAUUAG
Molecule: messenger RNA, 144 nt
Organism: Acaulospora colombiana
Lineage: Eukaryota; Fungi; Glomeromycota; Glomeromycetes; Diversisporales; Acaulosporaceae
Source: the annotation of a GenBank genome assembly